This is a messenger RNA of Aspergillus nidulans FGSC A4, 1453 nucleotides long. RefSeq names its product protein geranylgeranyltransferase type I subunit CDC43 (gene cdc43). NCBI's taxonomy places the organism in Eukaryota, Fungi, Ascomycota, Eurotiomycetes, Eurotiales, Aspergillaceae. Gene Ontology annotation, molecular function: protein prenyltransferase activity; catalytic activity. The record is from RefSeq and is a predicted model, not a curated record. The coding region runs from base 113 to 1453 and encodes 446 amino acids. The transcript has 4 exons.
GAAAGUUCUUUAACAACCGUGGGAAACUCAGAUACUGCUCCUCAACUUAAUAUUCGUUUCUUUAGUUCAUUUCGAUCUGCUUGACUUUCCUUCAGAGAGCUGAGAGUCAGCCAUGUCGGAAGCUGUGUUUACGAAAGACCGCCAUGUCACAUUCUUCCUUCGAUGCCUCAAGACAUUCUUACCGGGUUUAUAUACAUCAAAUGACUCCAAUCGCAUGCUCCUCGCCUUCUUUAUCGUCGCAGGACUUGACCUCCUUGGCGCAUUAGAGAGCAAAACAACACCCGAGGAAAGACAAGGUUAUAUCGAGUGGAUAUACCAGUGUCAGGUACCCUCAGGCGGCUUUCGAGGGUUUACUGGGACAGAUUUUGGUACAGAGCUACGGACGCCGGAGAACGAAGCAUGGGACCCUGCAAAUGUGCCCUCGACCUUUUUUGCGCUAGUUAUACUCCUUAUCUUGGGUGAUGAUCUGUCGAGGGUGAAGCGGACGGAGUGUCUGAAAUGGCUUCGUAAGAUGCAGCGACCAAAUGGAAGUUUUGGUGAGGUUCUUGGCCCUGAUGAAAGCGUUGAAGGUGGCGGCGAUUUGCGGUUCUGUUGUUUUGCUGCCGGUACUCGGUAUAUUCUGAGAGGAAGACGAGAUACCGGCCUUGAUGGUAUUGAAGAUAUAGACGUGGGGAAGCUCGUGGCUUUCAUUGUGUCCUGUCAGGUGCGAUUUUAUAACCCCCUCUACGUCAUCUUUACUGAGUCUGUGCAGGCAUAUGAUGGUGGAAUGGCGGAGGGUCCGUAUUGUGAAGCACACUCCGGCCAUACAUAUUGUGCCGUAAACACCCUGACGUUCUUAAACCGUGUAUCAGACGACUCAUGGCGAGUACCGCUCGUCUCGCCCGGUUCUCACCAGUUCGAAUCACUUGUCCGCUGGCUGGUAUCGAGACAAACAAAUGAAUUGGGAGAUGAAGACGAAGACGAAGACGAAGACGAAGACGAUGAAAAGGAGGAGGAUGAUGUUGAUGACUCGAACAGCCCAACAAAUGUUGUUCAGGGUCUAUCGGAGGCGGUAAAUGAACUUGAUCUGAACAACAGCAUUGACGCGCUUCCCAUUAUUCUGCCACCGGGGGAAGAAUCUUUACAAUGGGCUGGCUUUAAUGGACGGUGCAAUAAGUAUGCGGAUACCUGUUAUUCAUUCUGGAAUGCAGCAACGCUGGAUAUGCUAGGCAGACUGUCGAUGGUUGAUGCAGAGCGGAACAGGCGAUACUUGCUGCAGAAGACGCAGCAUCUUGUUGGCGGUUUUGGGAAAAGCGUGGGAGAGCUACCAGACCUACUACACUCUUAUUUUGGAAUGGUCUCACUCGCUUUCCAAGGUGAACAGGGGCUUGACAGUGUCGAUUCUGCGCUUUGUGCUACCCACCGGACAGUACGGCGUUUACACAGUCUGCCUUGGUGGCAGGAGAACGAAUGA